AUGUGGGUACGGCGUUCUCUUAACACCGGUCUGGAUCACGGCCCCCUCCCAGUAAGGGCGGUACAUGCGGAUCAAGCUCGGGGCCCAAUCCGCACGAAUUGCCUCGGGAGGCCACAGAGCAUCGGGGCGGAGGGGCUUCCUCUUGAUGGGCUUACCCGAGAUCCGCAGGAACUGGCUGUAUACCAGUGUGGGUGUUCUGGGGGAGGCAAACUCGGCCUCGCACUCGUCCUCUUCGAUGAUAAUCGAGAGGCACACAAUCUCUCUGCGUGCCUCGUUGGACGUGGGACGAGGGCCCUCGAGGGCCAGAGGUCGACUGGGAAUGACGAUUGGGAGCUCAUCUCCCAGGGACGGAAGAAUCACGGUGACUUUGGACGGGAUCAUGUUGUCCACGCCCUUGGGCAGCUCAACUUUCUCAAAAAGUUGGCUGGGUCGGCGACGGAGGGGAGGCGUCGCCAGACACUCGGAGGAGGUUUCAAGGCGCGUCUUUUCGAAGACCAGGCCUUGACGACGACGGAGGGAAGGAGUCGCCGGAGGGAGGGCACAACGGGGAAAUUCGGCGAGGCCACGAAAGGAGGACUCGAAGAGGUCACAACAGGAGCACAACGACGGGAGGUAGUAGGCAUGGAGCCCCGAAGGGUCUUCCAGCCACGAGCGAAGAACUUCGAAAAGCGUCCCAUUAUGGUUUGA
Molecule: messenger RNA, 687 nt
Organism: Penicillium argentinense
Lineage: Eukaryota; Fungi; Ascomycota; Eurotiomycetes; Eurotiales; Aspergillaceae
Exons: 2
Coding region: 1-687 (228 amino acids)
Source: RefSeq, a predicted model, not a curated record